Messenger RNA from Bombyx mandarina (wild silkworm), 1356 nucleotides. RefSeq names its product growth hormone-inducible transmembrane protein. Gene Ontology annotation, cellular component: mitochondrial inner membrane. The record is from RefSeq and is a predicted model, not a curated record. Lineage: Eukaryota; Metazoa; Arthropoda; Insecta; Lepidoptera; Bombycidae.
CAGACAUCAGCCAGUAUUCAGUAACAUAAAUUUCAAAUGAUAAUACGAACCAAGACGACAAUAAAUUAAUAAGCAAUAAUUCAAGCUGUAUCAAAGAGAAAAAAUUUAAAUCCUGUUGAAAUAAACGUAUACGUUUUCAGAAUUAAUUAUGUUAUCACGAAUGUGUAUCGGUCGCUCGGCGUUCAAUGUAACGCAGAGUCUAAAAUCGCCAGUACCACAAAAUUUUGUACCGAGAAACUAUGUGGUCAGAAAUUAUGCACGAGAACCUCGAACAAGGGUCGCUACACGCUCACAACCCACACUUCGGGAGAGACUCAUGGCACCUGCUGGACCAAAUGCAUUCAGCUUGGGCAAGGGUGCAUUAGCUGGAGCCUCUGCAGUUGGACUAGUUGCUCUGUGCUACUAUGGCUCUGGGGUAAAACCAGGUACUCUUCAGGAAUCUCACCUUUGGCCACAAUAUGUGAAAGAUCGUAUAAAAACAACAUAUGGAUACAUCGCGGGUUCUUUGGUGCUGACUGCUGGUAGUGCAGUUGCUGUUUUCAGAACACCCGCACUUCUAAAUUUGGUAGCAAGAAAUGGAUGGAUGUCCAUUAUUGUAACAUUGGGUCUGAUGAUUGGUUCUGGCAUGGUAGUAAGAGGAAUGGAGUACACACCUGGAUUUGGGGCUAAACAAUUAGCAUGGAUGGCGCACACUGGUAUUAUGGGAGCUGUCAUUGCUCCAAUUUGCUUCCUUGGUGGCCCAAUCCUGAUGCGUGCAGCUUGGUACACUGCUGGUGUAGUUGGUGGUCUGAGUACAAUUGCAGUGUGUGCACCAUCUGGAGAGUUCUUGAACAUGCGUGCUCCACUUGCUAUGGGUCUAGGAGCUGUGUUUGCUGCCUCUCUGGCUGGAAUGUUCCUACCACCUACUAGUGCUCUUGGUGCAGGAUUGUAUUCACUAAGUUUGUAUGGUGGCUUAAUUGUAUUUGGCGGAUUUUUGUUAUACGAUACGCAAUCUAUUAUUAAACGCGCCGAGAUGCAUCCACCCUACGGAUUCAAACCAUAUGACCCAAUCAAUUCGGCCAUAUCUGUUUAUCUGGAUGUUCUGAAUAUAUUCAUGAGAAUUGCCAUGAUCUUGUCUGGAGCUGGUGGCAACAGGAGGAAGUAAACGAAAAAUAACUAUUGGAUUAGAGGCAUUAUGUUGGCCAUCUCUAGUAUUACUAGACAUACUGAAAAUGUAGUGAUACCAAACAUAUUUGUAAAACUAUAUAAUAUGUAAAAAAAAUCUGUAUUUUCUGCUUCCUACUCGAUUUCAUGUGAUAAUGUUUGUGUAGACUAAGGUUGUAAAAUAUAUUAUGGUUUAAUAAAUUAAAAAGUGCA